AUGUCAAAAUUAUCUUACAAUAAUUAAAAUUUUGCUUAGAAGCUGAAAAAAGAAAUGCUUUAUCACUUUGAUAUAUUUGGCUAAUCUCCAAAUUUAACAAUACUGAAUCGGAACAAAUAUACUUCAGGACUUGGGUUUAUCACCUCAUUUAUGAUUGGAGUCUUUGGGUUUUAUUUUUUUGUCACAGAAGUAGUCUCUAUGAUUUCUAAAUCAAAACCUGCAGUUUAUUAAACAGAAUUAUCUAUAUCUGAAACAGAAGUAUGAAAGAAAUUUAAAUAGCCAUUGAUUCUUAAAAACGAUAACUUUACAUUAGCAAUAUCAAUUGUAAAUCGAUUUUCAGAGCCAUUGAUAGGGAUUGAUCGGUACUUCUAACUUAAUAUAAGUUAAUGUGGAAGAUAUAGGAUAAAGGAUGAAAAUUCAGAUAAAAUUUUUGUGAAUUAAAAGUAAAUAUUUUAGAUAUUAGCAAUUCUCCAAGUUGUACUUAAAUACCAAUCGAACCAUGUAAUAUGUCUCAUUUCACUACUGAUAUAUAAAAGGAAUAUUUUUCCAUUAUUAGAAUGGGAGGAAUUUAAUGUAUUAAUAGAAAAUAUCUGAAUGAAAAUUCUUUAGUAUAAAACUAAUAAUAGCUUAGUCUUUGCAAGGUUAAAUAACAUCUUGGUAAUUCAGAUACAUUUUCAUAUAAUUUACAGCCUGUUAAAAUACAACUAAAUAUAAAGAUUGUGCAUCAUAAGAAGAAAUUGAAACUGUUUUAUAAUCAGGUUAUUACAAUGUUUAUAAAAGUGAUUAUCUUGCUACACUUGAUCAUCCAGAUUAACCUUAUCAAGAAAUCAUUACAAAUGAAUAUACAAGUUUCACUUUAAGCACUUCUAAGACAAUAUCUUAACUUUAUAAGAUAUUAUAAACAACUACAGAUUAAGGAUUAAUUUGGGAACAAAUUCAACAUCAAUCAAAUAUUUAAUAAAGUGAGUGGAGAGAGAUAUCUGACUUUUAUAAUAAACAAUAUUUAAUUGUUCAUUUUAUAAAAUUGGAUUAUAAAUUAACAAAUAAUAUUAGAACAUAUGUUAAGUUAUAAACUAUACUAGGAAAACUAGGAGGAAUUUUUUAAAUUUUCAUUAUGAUUGUAGCAAUAAUUUUAAGGCCUAUAAUUGAAAAUUUCAUGAAAUUAGAAAUGGUUAAUUCUCUUUUCAAUUUCUCUGAUUCAUUUUAAACUUAAAAACAUUCUAAUGUAAUCAUCUAAUAGGAGAAAGAAAUGAAAAUUUACACAAAUUAAACUCAAAACUAAAACUAAAACCAUGAUCUAAAUAAAAAUCAAUUAAAUAAUAAAUUAAAUUCAUCUAAUAUUUAAACUUGGUUGAUAAUCUUUGGAUGUGAUAAAUCCAAACAAAAAUAAUUUAUAAUUGCUAAAAAUAAAGUUAAUAAAAAUUUAGAAAUAGUUAAUAUUUUGAGAAAGUUACAAGAAAUUAAAAUCUUAAAGAAAAUAUUGCUCACAAACGAUUAAAUGAUUUUCUUAAAAAAUUAUAGAAGAAAAAUUGAUGAGAAUGGCUUCUGCUACUAAAACUAAAACCAAUAUUAAUUAUAACAGAAUAUAAUAUCUUGCUCUGGUAAUUAAGAUUAAUUCAAUUAAAAAAAUUCAUUAGAAAAUUUUAAUUUAGAAUAGAGAAGUUAAUUAGUUUUAGAUUAGAUUGAUAAUAAGGCAUCUAAAAAUCUAUUCCAAAACGAUAUUGUUAAUUCUUGUUAUAAAUUCUAAGAGAUUCAUUCCCUAAAUUAUGAUGAAAUUUAAGAACCUGUGCCGUAAACACCAAGAAAAUGA
Paramecium sonneborni is the source of this 1810-nucleotide messenger RNA. Lineage: Eukaryota; Ciliophora; Oligohymenophorea; Peniculida; Parameciidae. The record is from the annotation of a GenBank genome assembly.